Molecule: messenger RNA, 1464 nt
Organism: Paramacrobiotus metropolitanus
Lineage: Eukaryota; Metazoa; Tardigrada; Eutardigrada; Parachela; Macrobiotidae
Exons: 3
Coding region: 1-1464 (487 amino acids)
Source: RefSeq, a predicted model, not a curated record
AUGCCGGUAAAUCCGACUAACCGCAGUCAGAAGUCCGAGACCUUUCCCCUGUUUCAGAGCCAGUUAUUCAGCAAAAAGGAAUUUGUGAAUCUUAAUGACCUUUUGCCGAACAACCGCACACCGCAUGCCUCAUCCAGCUCCAAGAGUAAUGCCUCGAAAACCGAGCAGAUUCGUGACCACCACCAGUGGUCAAGAGCGUUUAAUGUUCUGAAGAUGUACCGCUGCGCUAUAUACCCGGAACUGUGGUUGCCAAUGACCAAGUAUAUGGACCACAUCGCACAAACUGCAGCGCUUAAAGGAAUUACACCUGAACAGUGGCUUGCCUACGACCGCCAGUUCCGACUGGCGAUCUGUCGUAACCCAGACGACGUCAUGCAGUGGUCUCCCUUGAAUACGGACACAUCCGGCCGGAAUGUCCAUUGCUGCGUAGCGCUACCAGCAGUCGCCGGACUUCAUGGGUUGGGCAGUCCUUUCUUAACCUCCCCGCCGGUAACGGGGGAUCUAAACCUGACGAAAUCUGCCAGUUGUGGAAUAAAGGACAAUGUACCACCGGAUUGCUCUGCCGAUACGGCCGUCAACAUCGGUGUGCAAACUGCGGUCAACGUGAACAUCGAGAGCCGCAGUGCAAAGCAAAAGUGUACAGCAGUAAUUCCUAAAACUAUCGUUACUCCGCUAAAGGCAGAUGCAUUUGCCCACUUCCUUAAAGAACAUCCUGAUCAGCAGUUCGUAUCCUAUUUAUUGAACAUUUUACGACAUGGUGCCGACAUUGGUUAUCGUGGUCCGAAGCGCAGCAUGCGUACACCUAAUGCUGCAUCUGCUCGUACUUACGCUACACAUCUUCAGACGCAAAUUGAUGCAGAAGUGUCGCUUAUACACUCGGUCGGCCCUUUCAGCUCUCCGCCUUUUCCAACGUUUGUUAAUAAUUUCCUUGGUGUAAGACCUAAGCCGGAUGGGAAGUUUCGAAUUCUUAUGGACAUGUCUCGACCAACCGGCCAAAGUGUUAACGAUUAUAUUAGCAAAGAGGAUUAUUCUUUGGCAUUUUGCAAUGUUGACGAUGCUGUAAAACUUCUCCUGCAAUUGGGUAAAGGUGCUCUUAUGUCUAAAUUUGAUAUUCAGCAUGCUUUUCGCCUUGUAUCAGUCAGACCGGCUGAUUGGCAUCUGCUCGGCUACCAAUGUAACGGCCUUUUCUACUUCGAUAUUGUUCUACCUUUCGGCUCACGUUCUCCACCUUUCAUAUUCUGCUUAAUUUCGGAUGCAGUGCAUUGGGUAUUUGUGCAUGUUACUGGGCAUAAGUUCAUGUUGCACUAUGUUGAUGAUUUUUUCCUUGCAACGCAUUCUGCAGCUGCGAAUGCUACAUCGCACCACGAUAUUCAGCGUGCUGGUCGUUGGACAUCAAAUGCUUACACAUCGUACAUUCGCACGGAAGUUCCUCUGACUGGCAUAUCCUUUUAUCCCAAGGACUAA